UGAAUUUUGGAGGAGAAAAAUCUGUUUGUUUGACUGUGUAAAUAGUGGUGACAGUCUCUUGAAUUUGUGUUUGUGCUAGAAAUGAUUAUGAUUAUGGUUUCCUGGUGAGCUUCUGAUUGGUGGAAAUGGAAGUUUCAAUUGCUGUUUUGCCCUUUUCUUGAUUUUUAGAAGUGUUGGAGCCUCUUGCUGUAGUGAUUAUUACACUCUUUUCAUUCAAACUUUUCCCAUGAUUUUGUCUGUAAUUUCUUGUAUGUAUGGUUGGUGAAAGUUCCACCCUUUUCAUCUUUAUCCCAUUAUUUUAUCCAUUUUAAAAUUCUUUCCUCUCUGUGAUGCCUUUUUGUCUUGUAAUACAGUUCCUCACGAGGUUCUGUCAGAUGGAGAAAUUUUUCAAAAAUUAAAGCUGAACCAAAAAAAAAAAAAAAAAGACAAUCUUUAUCACUGCACUAUUUUAAGGUUUGAUGCCAUUUGUAAAACCAUUUCCUCCACACUGUCUUCUGUUCAUCCUCAUCAGUUUCUCUGCUCACGACAUGUGAGAAAUUUAAGGUAGAGAUGGGAAAAGCUACGAGGUGGUUGAGGGGGCUGCUUGGGAUGAAGAAAGACAAAGAAAAUGUGGAAAGCAAUUCACAUUUUAGUGAGAAAAAGGAGAAAAGACGGUGGAGUUUUGCUAAGUCAGGGAAAGAUUCAGACGGGCUGAGUCAGAUUCCUGUGAAUAUUCCGGCAGCCGAAACGGCGUGGCUGAGGUCUUACAUUGCUGAGACGGAGAAGGAACAGAAUAAGCAUGCGAUUGCGGUGGCUGCAGCGGCUGUUGUCAGGCUGACCAGCCAGGGGAAAGGAGCUUUGCUUACUGGCGGCAGAGAGAGAUGCGCUGCUGUCAAGAUUCAGACAGUGUUUAGAGGUUAUUUGGCCCGAAAAGCACUGAGGGCUCUGAAAGGGCUGGUGAAACUGCAGGCCCUUGUUAGAGGCUACCUUGUGAGGAAGCGUGCAGCUGCUACGCUUCACAGCAUGCAAGCUCUUAUCCGGGCUCAAGCUGCGGUUCGGUCCCAGAGGGCCCGGCGAUCGAUAAGUGCUGAUUGCAGAUUCCAACCGGAAAUGAGAGCAAGAAAGUCCAUUGAGAGGUUUGAUGAAAACAGGAGUGAAUUUCAUAGCAAGAGGCUCUCAGCUUCUUAUGAUCCCUCUCUCAACGCAUUUGAUGAAAGCCCAAAAAUAGUGGAGAUCGACACCUGCCGGCCCAAAUCAAGGUCUCGAAGAAUCAACACUUGCAUGUCAGAGUAUGGCGAUGAUCAGUACUACCAGGCAAUAUCAUCACCUCUUCCAUGUCCAGUCCCUGCUCGGUUAUCGAUCCCCGACUGUCGCCACCUCCAAGAUUUCGACUGGGGCUUCAUCACAGAAGAUUAUAAGUUCCCAACAGCCCAAAACACUCCUAGGUUUGGUUGCUCCGGCCGGGCCUACGCACCAGUCACACCAUCCAAGAGUGUGUGUGGAGACAGCUUCUUUAGGCCGUACUCAAACUGCCCUAACUACAUGGCUAACACGCAGUCAUUCAGGGCAAAGCUGAGGUCCCAGAGCGCCCCCAAGCAGAGGCCCGAAUUGGGCCCGAAGAAGAGGCUUUCGUUGAACGAAAUCAUGGCAUCACGAACAAGUUUCAGUGGUGUUAGAAUGCAUAAGCCAUGUUCUCAAGUUCAAGAAGAUUAUGAACUUCAGGAAAACUAAUUUAGGCUGUCUUUUUAUUGCAUAUGGGUUAUGUCUAUAGAGAAGAAGGAUCCAACAUGUUACCUUCUCUAUGUCCCUCUCUUUUCCUAUGUUUGUGUCCACAAGUAAUAGAAUAGAAUAGAGUACUUGUGUAAAUUUUCUUGACAAAAUUAUGUUGAGCAAGUCUAGUGAAGAAAUUAAUUUUUCUUUUAUCUU
Sesamum indicum (sesame) is the source of this 1905-nucleotide messenger RNA. Its product is annotated as protein IQ-domain 26. NCBI's taxonomy places the organism in Eukaryota, Viridiplantae, Streptophyta, Magnoliopsida, Lamiales, Pedaliaceae. The record is from RefSeq and is a predicted model, not a curated record. Gene Ontology annotation, molecular function: protein binding.